Tribolium madens (black flour beetle) is the source of this 1014-nucleotide messenger RNA. RefSeq lists its product as uncharacterized. The record is from RefSeq and is a predicted model, not a curated record. The transcript has 2 exons. NCBI's taxonomy places the organism in Eukaryota, Metazoa, Arthropoda, Insecta, Coleoptera, Tenebrionidae. The coding region runs from base 495 to 857 and encodes 120 amino acids.
UUUUGUUGAAGAUAAAAGCAACUAAUUAAUUUUGAGCUUGUAUUUGUGUAUUGGCAUCCUUGUCGUUGUCUUUGUGCAGGUGGAGGAAUAGGAAAUGGUGGUGGAAGGAAAUAAGUGUUUGGAAUCAGCAUUUCUUUCUAAAACAACGCAGAAUAAUAACACGUGAGGAUAUAUGCAAAAGAGGUCAAAAGAUUUGGGCUACGGUGUUGGUGUCACAAAGAGAUACUUGAACGGUUGCGAAGAAUCCCGUGCACGAUUAUCGAUUUUAUGGAGGGCGAUUCGCCUUUGUUCCGGCCGGCGUCCUAGCCGUCAGCUGUUUCGCUUACCUUGUCGUGCUCAAGGGCCGUCGUCGUCGUCGCCACUUCCUCGUUCUUAAGACAUUGGUGUUUGGCGGCGAACCUCGCGCACAUGUCGUGGAAACAGCCGAAGCAAUCUGAGGAACAGAACGAACCGCACAUGCAGCAGCAGGACAUUUCGCAAGAGCACAUCAGACGAUGGAACGAGACGAUGCGAGCGCAAAAGCCGGUGCCAGGGCCGUCGACGUCGACGUCGGCGGCGGCCUCCUUCUUGCCGGCCAUCACGUUCAACGCGCUCAACGUGCUGUUUAUCUCGCACACCAUGAAGCUAUCGAGAUCGACUUCAGAGCCCGGACGACUGACCCCUCGCAACAUGUAAUUCUCUUUGUCGAUGUUGACCAGCGGCAGGAGUGCGGAGUGCUUGCAGUCCGGCACCUUCAAGCGCCGGUACAUUUUACUGCUGUCAGAGGAGUCGCCCGUUGCACUGCCCUCCUGGGUUUCACGUUCCGAAACGCUCAUCUUGUCAUGUUACCACCGUUUGCGAAUUUUAUCGCUUUUUAAGACAACACUUACUCACGACUGCCUCGACGAAACUAGCCAGUUCUUAUUCAGAAACGUUAAUUCAACGCGCAAACGCAACAUUCGGUUUCGGCGCAAGUCCCCCUUUAGCCCCGCAAAUAAAAGUACAGCGGCACCGCCAGUGGCGCUGCUAUCAAAC